AAAAAUGGGGCAACGAUUUAAUCGAAAGACGAGGAGGAAGCACGGUGGUCGGCCCAUCUGACUCUCCGCGUGAUUUCAAAGUUUCCUCCGUGGAUGCCGUACAAGUGUCUGGCCAGCACGUUGGCUCUCUCCUCUUCCGCUCGUAUGGCCGUCCGUCUGUAUUGAGCGACCGUCAACAGACAGCCGACUAUUAACGCGAUCUGUAUGAUCAGCCAGAAUAUCAACAGGCUCAGAGCGAGGCUAGGGUCCACGCAAAAGAGUCCAUCCACCGAGUCUGAGAAUACAGAAGGGUAUUAGAUGGUGCAAAAGGUUAACUUCGAACGAGAGUAACACUUACUUUCACCGGUGAUCAGCACGGUAUCAGGGGAUGCGCUGGGUCUCGUCGAAGACAAACGAUCCGGCGAAGACGCGACAGGAUUUUGCACGAUUAUAGAGAGCUGCAGCGGCAGUUCUUCGAGAGUUUCCUCUCGCGGUUCGUCGGCUCGUUUUCUUCUACCGUAGGAAAUUUGAUCGCCUUUGCAGAUGGUCUGUAACGCGUGAAAUAAUCGAUCAGCGAGUUCGUCGGAGAGAGGAGGGAAUCGACUCACCGGCGUACAUUUUUCCAAACAGAAUCGAACGAUCACGUUGAAUCGAACUAGUUGACUAUCGGGGAACUUGAAGGCGGCGAAGGUCGAGAUCAAGGAGCGGCCGUCGAGCGGAUCUUUCGUCAAGGCUGGGAAGGUGGUAGGGUCGGUGGGGCAACCGAGUUCGUUCAACAGCAAGUAGGAAGCGUCGCCGGAAGCGCUGCUCGCUACAAGGUGACCGGCGGUGAUGUCGUAGGCGUCUUUACCGUGAGAAAGGGAGUCAGAGUUAUUCGAAAUUUAGGAUUGCGAUAUUCGUGGGCGAAAAGGUAUACCGUUCGGUGGAUCAAGUUGAAUUCUCAGCGUCAAUUUCUGUCCCAAGUGCGUGACGACCGCGUCCCUCGAGUUUUCGUCCAGAAUCCUCAUGGUGACCAUCGGCGCUUGGGACGAGGCGUUCACGACGGUCGAGGAUAUGGGUGGUACUCCUGCGCUAAACACACGGAAUUCGAGCGAACGAUACGCGGCUAAAUCUAAAAGCUGAGAAUGGAUGCUCACUUCGGGUCGAGAAAGCUGAAGCUCGAGUGGACGGUAACGUUGCGCGGAAUCGGGGGUUCUUGAUCGUUCAACGAGCAUCCAACCUUGACCGCUUGAUCCCCCAAACGUUGAACGAUCGGGUUGAACUGCACCACGAUCGUUGUCCAGACCAGGGGUCGUGUCCUGCGUUCCAAUUCCCUUUAUUUUUACUCGAUUCUUUGUCGUUUGUCAACGAUGUCUCUUACCGAUUUCGAUCGUCGACGGAGAAGGCUAAGUUCAGACCGCAUUGAAUUCCGUUACCGUCGCGUAGUCGAUCGACGGACGGUAUCGGCAAGACCAACAACGUGCGAUUACCGCCUCCGCCUUGAACACCACAGUCGUCCGCGUGACCAAUCGGGUAGAUCCGACCGAAAAAUCGGUCGUUGGUUCUCAGCUCGAUCGUGAUCGUCAACUGGUCGCAUCGUACCCUCACUGAAAGAUUAAACGGUUUCCCGUGGUUUCGCGCGGCGAUCUCGAUCGCGAUACUUACGGUCCAGACACGGUUCCCGUUCCCUGUAGAUCACGUUCGACGCGACGAUCAGCGAGCUAACUCCGAGACCGUUCGUGUCCUCCGAGUGCAACAGGCAUACCGGUUCCCCGGACGAGUUGUCCAUCGUGUAUCCGCGGCAGAUGAAACCGUCCACGCUCCGGUCGCACCUCUGUCGGCACUGCAUCGGAAUCCAUCGAUCGUCGAUCGGUAUCGAAAGAAAAUGGAAUCGCAACCCUUUACCUGAUUCUCGUUAAGAUCGAGCAGCGCGAGGUCCGAGUAGGGUAAGGAGGCGUUUGGAAAUUCCGCGUAGGAGCAAUAUUCUUGUCUCGCUGUAACACGAAACGCUGGCGAUUCUUUUGCAAAGCGAUCGAGCUUUUUCCGGGUUACUCACAGAGGUUACGGCAUUGAUCCCAAAGAUAUUCGUCUCUGUACAUGGAGGCUCUGUAAGCACGAGGUUUGAUCCCCCGUUCGAGCAACGAUAGGGAACAUUGGCCGAUCGCGUUAUCGGACGAGAGCGGCUUGGUCGUUCGGAAUUGCGCCGAUUGACAGCUUCUUCCUGCGAACGAUUCGAGGCUGAAAUGGUUUUAGGAUCUUAAAGAUCGCGCGCUUACCUGUCUCCACGCAUUUUUCGUAACACUGGUUUCUGGUGAUGGGUUGAGGCAAGUGAAAGGCUCCGGAGUCGAUCAACACCGCUCCCGGGCUUCUCUCGACUUGCCAAAAUCUGUCUCGUUUGCAACUCUGUGGAACUAGCCGAGAGCAAAUCCGUUUCGAUGAAUGGCUUUUGGAAGCGGUGGGAGCGUAUUCUCACCUUUCACGCAGACUCGCUGGUAGAAGGUCGAAUUCGCUUCCGGUAUCAGCUCGUCGUCCUCCGUUCGAACGCUGUAACAAACGCUUCGGCCGAAAUCUACGACGAACGCGGUGCAGUUUACGCGGUCGCACCUGAAACCGAACGAAAUUUUGCCGAUUUUCUUUUCCCUUCCGUUUACUGAACAAUGUUCUGGCUUUUCGCCUACCUCUCGAAACAGGGUUUCGUUAUUCCCUUUGAGUUUACGGCGCUGUACAGAAUCGUUUGUGAGCUUAUGGACUCCGGUUUGACGCUGCCGAUUUUCUCCCAGCCGGUGUCGGAACAAUUUCCCCGCGUUUCUGCAACGCAACGAUCGAUCAACGGUUAGCGAUCGGUGUUUCCAACGAUCAAUCGAGCCUCGACGCUUACCGAUUUUCGUCACGAAUCCGCAAACCGCGAUCGUUACGAGGAGAAGAGCGAGCAUCGUCGCGUUCGACGCUCGUUUCCGGCCGCGUACCCGUCCGAGCCUCGAGUAUCGAGCACGGUGCCAAGGAUAUUUGCGAUCGUUCGCUCGCGCGUCCUAGUUCCCGGCUGGUCGAACACCGGCUCGAGCUUACGUAACCGCGUUUCGCGCCUCGUUACGUCGUUGAUUCGACAGAAACGCUUGUUAGAUAGUUAAAUCGAUGCGCCUGUCGCGAGAGGAAAGCUGAUAGAAAAAUAGAGAUAACAACUUGGAGGAAAAUGCGAUAGCUAGUUUCUUCGGUCGAUUAGCUUUUCGUUUACAAAAACGACGCGCGUCGUCGCGGAAAAUCGUCAAGGCCGAACGAUUCUUGAAACGUGAUCGUGAUUACAAUCGUUGUCGAGAAGGAGGAAAAUGUAGAAUCGGUGGACGAUAUCGCGAGGAAUGGAAUAAGAAAACGGUCAAGGGUCGUUUGUAAGCACGGCGGACAACGCAGAGAGCGACGCGAAAAAAAAACGUGCGCGCGAGUUGCGAAUUCGCGAGCAACUGACGCGUCGGGAAACGCGAACAAAAGUAUGCUCGUACACCUGUAUGCACCUGAAAAAAAAAAACGGAUAGCAACGAUCGCUUACGCGGACGCGCGAUGGCUCGGGAAUAAUCGCGCGAUGGUGCAACUGGUACCGGGCUCGAUGGAUGCCGCAUGGAUUUCGUCAAUUCUCGUCGAAGGCAAAAGCGAAUGAUAAAACUGUAAAGCGUGGUCGGAUCAUGAAAACGUUUACGACGGGCGCGGCCGGAGUUGAUAAAUUAUAAUGGUUAACACGAGACGCGGUAAGCGUGACGCGCGACGUCGCGAUGCAUCGACGCGUUCGUCCCGCUUCGGCGAAUAUUUCCGGCCGCAGCGGCCGCACGACGUUAUCGUCGUAGCUGCUCAGUCUUCGAUCGCCUCGCGUCCGUUCGAUUCGACGGAUAAACAGUUAGCAGGGGUAACAAUUACGAACACGAUAACGAUGCGAAUAGACAAGCGCGAUGACGCGAUAUUCUCCUCGUUCCUCGAUUAGUGCUGUCCUUCGACUUACGUAAGCACCGUUUUACGCACGGUUGGAGGCGUGUACAAGCAGAACAGGCCGAGAAAUUCGUUGAACGACGAACAAAAGAAAUCGCGAAACGUCCUACAUCGUUUUCGCAAACGGCCCGUGCAAUUCGUCCCCUGAUAAUUUUCACCCGCAUCGCGGUAAAUCCUGACGAUUUCUCUUUCUUCUAUCUCCAUGUUUAUUCUUCUUUGCUUUUCCUUUGCGAAACCGUGGGAAACAGCACGGACGAUUCGUCGAUAGAUAACGAGUUAAUAAUUGGAAAAAAAAAAUUGAAAGAAUCCGCAUCGAUGCUCUAGGGUGGUUUAUUUUACCUUCUUUCUAAUUUAGACAGCCUCGAUUACAUUCGAAACGCGUCUGGUCGUCGCUCGAGACGGCGAACGAGCGAUUAAUAGGCCGGGCUAAUGUAACCCAACAUCUGAAAGAUGUUGUACAUGGUGUCGAAAUUUUUGACAAGCGUGCGAACGUUGUCUGGCGUGGUUUGCAUGCUUGCCACUCGAUCGAGAAUACGGCGUAACCACGGAAGUCCGGUGGUGGCGAGGAAACGCCAGCAAAUUCUUAGCGCGUUUUGCAGAACCAUCGCAGUUUGGUUGCGGGCGAAGUUGCUCGUCGCCUUGACCGAAUCAUCCACAAAUUCAAAGGGGUGAAAAAUCAUUCGAGGCAGGUCCAACAAAAUGCUUUCCACCAGGCCAGGGGUACCCUCGCGUUUCGUGCGAACAAUCCCGUUCAUAAUCCUUCGAAAGGGAUAAAGGAACAGUUGCAACGCAUCCAUGAUCGCAAAUAUGAAAUCGCGAAUUGCGUGUGCGAUCAGCUCUGCUAUCAUUAUGGGUAUCCUGACGAUGGUCGAUAUUAGCUCUUGGAUACCGGAGGUAACGAAGCUCCCGAUGCUGCGUGGUGGGCGCAGUAACGUCACAGCGUAGGGAGCACCGUUGUUUCCUUCCUUGCUACCGAUUUGUCGGAGGUCAUUAUCUGAAAACGAACGAAUUUACGCGUAUCUCGAUUUGUCUGCAGUUCGUGGAAACGCGAAACGUACCUUGUUCGUUCGGGUAGGCAGGGCAAAGGUCGAUACAGAGGAGGAGCAGCAGCAGCAGGAUCCCAAAAGUUCGCAUCGUGGAGAACGAGUUGACCGUUGCGAAAACUUUUCGUAGACACUUGGCCGGCACGAGUGACCGAUGGAAAUCGCGAGCCUUCUACCGAUCCUCCACCUCUUUGUGUUACGGUUAUCGGUGCAAAUUCGCGACAUUGCCCCGUUUCCGUCCACGAAUCGCAAAUUUCUCCUUUCGUCCGGCACGAUUAUCGCGUUCUUAUCGCGAACGUUCCGCCUCUGACCGCGCUAACGAAAAACACGAAAUGGAAAAACGAAAUACCUGAUAAACGAAUCGAUUUUCCAUCGCUAUUAUUUCGAACUAGUAGGUACUUAAUUCCAGGGGAAACGAGUAAAAGUAGAAAAAAGGAUGGUUCGAACGAGCGUGUCGUAAUGCACGGCACGUGAAUUAUUCGCGUAGGAGUAUUUGAAAAACAGACGACGACGAUGGGGAAUCGAUCGUACAGGGAAUCGGGUUGAAAUUUACUUCUGGUUUUAGCAAGAGCACGCGACGAAAGAGAGAAAAAUUGAUAUUUGCAGAGUUCGGUAAACGCCGUAUCGAGUCACGCGCGAACUUUAAGCACGGGACAAGCGCCGGGAUCAAAGGGAAAGGGCAAAUGAUUGUUUGCCAAGAUUUCGACGACUGGAAAAAAAGGGUCGCAUCGCGCGUAUCCACGUUUCAAUCGAUUUGUUCUUUUAGCGUUUGUUGUGCAUUAGACCGUUCCACUCGGACUAGGCAACUAUCGCGUCGGUGUAACAAAGAUUAUCCGUGUCCCCGUUUUAUCAGACUCGUCACUUUGAAACGAGACUUUAUUAACGAGGAAAAUUCGAUAACGGUGAAAGAUUGGUAGCGGUAGCUAGUUAGUCGAAGCGAAACAUCAUGUUCGGACGGCAGCGAUUUCUGGCGACCCUGUCGCUCGAGUUGCUGCCGUUCUUGUUAUCGAGUUUUGCCGUCGAACCGAACGCUUCGCCCGAUUCCGUCCUCAUACGACCGAUCGCCGUUUAUCAGAGUCUGAUCAAAGGGGUCCACGAUUACUUUAACAACACUUGCGUGAUACUCCUACGCGGUUCCUCGAGACCGAUAGAAGAGGAAGGAAUGGAACAAUUGGACGGAUUGCUGGCGCUUCAGAGGUAUUUCAGCGGCUCUUUGAACAUACGUACAGCCAUCAUGGAUUUUCAGAUGUUCAAGAAUCGAGUGGGGAAAACUUAUCGUCAGAUCAAGAGGCCGUUGUUCGUGUUGCUGAACGAUCUGGAGGAAACGAAACAGCAGUUCGCUUCGGUUUCCAAGUGGAUCGGAAUGGCCUAUCCGACGUGGUUGCUCUUUCUCAGGGACGAGAGCAAUUUCGAGGAGGUUUUGACGAACGUUUACGUGCCGUUCGACUGUGUGCUGAUGGUCGCCCAGAGGAACACCGAAGGAGCUGGUGAGAUCAUUCGAGACGUGUAUCGCAUCGGCAAAGAAGACCGGUUGAGAUGGAUGACGUUUGGCACGUGGAACGUUACUCAUGGAUUUCGAGGCCCUCUUCUCGGAUUAUAUCAGCGACGCAACGAUUUACAUGGACGCAACAUAAGGGUGGUGGUCAUUCACGAUCCUCCUAUCUCGCGAAUCGUCCGGAACGAGACGACCAACCAGACGAUCGGUGUCCGAGGUUUUUUCGGGGAGGUGCUUCAGCUGUUGCAGGAAGGAAUGAAUUGCACAUUCAGUUACGUGGAGGGUUCUUGGGGCGUGCGGCUGCCGAAUGGCACCUGGACGGGCUCGAUCAGGAUGUUGUUAGAGGACGAGGCGGAUUUAGUGGCCACCGAACUGAUGAUGACGUCGGACAGGCUGGACGCUGUGAAAUUCACCACGCCCGUUUAUUCGACCAAGUGUCGCGUGUACAUCAAGAGACCAGAUUCGAUGGCGGUCAAGUGGAACACGUAUUUUGCGCCAUUCGCGUCCAACAUUUGGAACGCGAUCGCGAUAACGAUCGUGCUCGCCACUCUCGCGAUCGCCGGGAUCGAGGGAUUCACCUCGAGGACCAGCGAAUUUCCACCCUCUCCGUUCCGACUGUCCGAGAUCUUGUUCCUGGUGUUUGGCGUGUUUUGCGGGCAAGGUAUGGAACCGUCUUCGUUGGAUCCGAUCAGGCUGGUGCAUCUGAGCAUUCAUCUGACAGCGGUGGUAGUGAUCGCCGCUUACUCGGCGGCGCUGAUCAGUUAUCUCGCGAUCAAGACGUUCGUGAUGCCGUUCACCACGAUGGAGGGUCUCUUGGUGGACGGUACAUAUCGAUUCGCGGUGGUCGCCGAUUCGGCCGACUAUAGCUUCUUCCAGAACACCACCGAUCGCACUCUCAGCGUCAUGUUUGAGGAGUUGUUGACUAGGGAAACCGAUCUUCCGGAUAAUUAUCUGGACGGUUUGAAACGCGUUUGUAAGGAAAGCAAGUACGCGUUUAUGACACUGGACAAUAUGGCAGCGGUUCUACGAGGAAAGGUCGACUGCGCUUUGGAACCUCUGGACGUGAUGAUGCAGACCACGAUAGCCAUGGCGGUUCCGUCGCAGAGUCCCUACCGUGGAAUCAUCGACACCAACAUUCUUCUGCUGCGAGACAGCGGAAUUCUUCAGCGGCUGCUCAAGACGGAAUGGUCGACGAACGAGUACACGGCGAAAACGGGCUGGACGUCGGUGGAACUGCAGGAGGCGACGCCGCUGCUCGUGUUCAUGCUGCUGUCGUUUCUGGUCGCGGGUAUGGCGCUGCUGGUGGAACGAAUGGUUCGUCGCGAUCGCGGGAGAAUUCGGGUGGUCGCGGCGCGGCAACAGGCGGCUAAUUAGCCGCGCCUCUGCCGGAUGAUCGAGCGCCA
Osmia lignaria (orchard mason bee) is the source of this 7871-nucleotide messenger RNA. Its product is annotated as putative glutamate receptor. Gene Ontology annotation, molecular function: ligand-gated monoatomic ion channel activity. The record is from RefSeq and is a predicted model, not a curated record. NCBI's taxonomy places the organism in Eukaryota, Metazoa, Arthropoda, Insecta, Hymenoptera, Megachilidae. Gene Ontology annotation, cellular component: membrane.